UUAAAAAUUCUUUUAUUGAAUAAAUAAAUAAAUCUAACCUAGAACAAAUUUCAUAAUCAAACCUAAACUUCAAACUCUUCACUGUAUUCAUUCCGGACGACUAAACUGCACCCCUAGCUUGAUCUAAAACCUCUCGCCAAAAAAAUUAAAAAAAAAAGAAAAACACCUGAUCUAAAACCUUAAACUCUUCGGUAAACCUCUCAUUUUAAGUGACGAAAUCUCCGUUUUCCUGUUGCUCCCCUUCUCUCCCAUCACAGCAAAACACUCGCCCAACCCGAACACAACUCUAUUGGUGUUUCCCGGCAGACCCAAAGAGAGAGAGAGAGAGAGAGAGAGAGAGAGAGAGAGAGAAUGGGGUCAACCUUGGAAGCAAAGAGUUUGAGAAAGGCGGUAGUGCCAUCAACACUCCUAGACAACCCAUCUCCUGGAAACCUCCAGUCCACUCGCCUUGCUCUCCAUGUCAAUGAGGUUGGCUCCUCAUGUUGGGUUUACAUCGCCUCCGGAUGCAACAUCUACAAACUUCAGAUUCUGCUGGAAGAUUCUUGGCUUAGCAAAGGGAAAGAAGGCCUCCUUAUUCCCGAGCCAACAGAGGUUAUAGAUUCUUUGUUACUUAAGCGGUGCCCUCAUCGUUCAGAGAUUCAGAGUAUUGUACUUGCUGAAAUUGAAAGCACUGGUUACUUAGUAUUGGGAAGUGUGGAUGCUUAUGGUCAUCUUAUUGUCUCUAAACUGGACACUAGUGGUAAAGAUGUUGACAGGAUUACCUAUUCGGUGUUGCCUCGGGAUUUUGGUGUUGGAGAAGGUAGUUGGUCUGGGCUUUGCUUCAGUCCAGAUCAAUGGUCCAUGGCAGCUGUGGCGCGAAGCUUCUGCAAAAGUGUUGAUAUUUAUGACCAGGACAUCCAUCUUCGAACUUUGCAUACCCUUUGGUAUCCAUCUUCUAUAAACUUUAUGCAGAAUUUGGGUAAUGGGAAUGAGAAUUCUAUGUUAGCCAUAACUGAAGGCUGCCAGCUGUCUAUAUGGGACUUGAGAAUGAAAGAAAAUGGUGGUUGCCUAAAUCGAAUUUGUGGUUCUGUUGGAGAUUCUUUUUAUGCUGUCUGCAGUUCUUCAACUGGUAACAUCGCAGUGGGUGGUGCUGAUCGUACUGUGACCAUCUAUGAUCCCCGCAGAUGGUCAGCACUUUCCAGGUUGGUGCACUGUUCAAAAUAUGAGGUCUUUUGUGGUCAGUGGCAAGAAAGCAGUAAGGUAUUCUCAUUUAGAGGAGACUCAAACUGGCUGGGAUUCAGUAAGUGCUCUAACAGGGAUAUACUUGGCGGAUGGUGUGAUUCGGGUAGCAUCUUCGUAGCUGACGUUGUAGCUAAAGGAGAGUCAAAAGAAAUACCUUGAAAGGUGUUGUUAACAGAUUUUCCUAGUGGCAGUUCAUCUGUCUUUGAAUCCACGAAGAUUCAUUUAACUUCAAAACAUGUUAAAUCCAACCAAGGGUUUCAUUAACAUAGAUGUAUGCAGUCAUUUCAAACAGCCUAUUGUUCUCAAGUAAAGCACCAGGAAAUUUCAAAUAUUUGAUUAUCUUGAGCAAUUCCUCCCGAAAGUAGCAUUAGUUGAGGUUUGAAGUUGACUGUUGUAGGAGUCACUACAUGUAACUUGAAACAAUGCUGAAGUCAUUGAUUUUACAGUGAUACAUUCACCUGAUGGUGAAGCCUUUGUUAGGGCUGGUCUUUAUUCUUUUGAUUAUUUAAGAGUUGGGACUUUUAUGCCAUUUUGAUUGGUAGCUUAUGUAACUAUGAAACAGCCAAAAUCUGAUGCUCCACACAGGAGAUAUAGACACUAUAUUUUGAGUUGAUUUUCACAUGACCUCCCUUUCAUUUAUAAGCUUUUGUCGACACUCCUGGAGGUCAUAGGGUUCUUUAUCUUUAUUUAUAGCUGUCGUUUACCGUGUCUAUUGGUCUUGGGAAACAAAGACAAGGAAUGAUCUAAAAGAAAAGAAGACUAGGACUUUGUAAGAUUCCAAAGUUUCAUGCUCACUUUCUCUUUACUUGUCAAUGAAGUAACCAGACCAUCCCAACUGAGACUAGGAUUUUGUGCUCCUCACUUCUUUUGAGUGUUUCAAUUGGUGAAACUUUUCAAGGUCAAGGGUCAAGACUCCAGAUAAAUGGCGAGAGCCAAAGGUGUAUCUCCACAGGUUCCUUUCUGGUUGGUGGCUUGGGGGCUUUGUGGGGUUAGUGGUUAGGCUUGUUUUGGCCCAUGUUUUUGAGACCAUCAGUUCAAUCAGCAGCUCACCUAAUGCCAUUGAGUUUUCAUUUUGUGGUGAUCAUUAUUAGGUUUCUCC
Messenger RNA from Durio zibethinus, 2320 nucleotides. RefSeq lists its product as uncharacterized. Gene Ontology annotation, molecular function: protein binding. The record is from RefSeq and is a predicted model, not a curated record. Lineage: Eukaryota; Viridiplantae; Streptophyta; Magnoliopsida; Malvales; Malvaceae.